AUGGCUUCCUCGGCACCGCCUCGGCGACGAAUCCCCGGCCUGCCGAAUCCGGUGUUGGAAGCAGAGCAGCAAAAAUGGCUAUUCACCGAGGAAGAAUUCGAGCGCACGCCGUCGCGCAUUGAUAAGAUCGAACGCGGGAAAGAGGACUAUAUCCGGCACCGUGCAGUCGAAUUCAUUUGGCAAGUGAGCGUGAUGUUGAAAAUGCCCCCGCAGACCUCAAUGACCGCCACGGUGUACAUGCACCGCUUCCUCAUGCGCUAUUCCUUGAUGGGCCAAUAUCCAGAGAUGGGGUCGGACCUAAUGCACCCGAAGGUGAUCGCCGCGGUGGCCCUGUUCGUCGCGUUCAAGGUGGACGAGGCUAUGCGCCGCAUGAAAGACUUCGUCAUCGCGUGCUGCCGCGUCGCCAUGAAGCAGCCGAACCUGAUCGUCGACGAACAGUCCAAAGAUUACUGGAAAUGGCGCGACCUGAUCCUGCAAAACGAGAGCGUCAUGCUCGAAUAUCUCUGCUUUGACCUGCAGGUCGAAUCCCCCUACCGCAUCCUCUGGGACUACUCCACCUUCCUAGGCGUCGGCGACAACAGAACCCUGCGACACUCCACCUACUCCUUCCUGAACGACUCCACCUACACUGUCCUCUGUCUCCAAUUCCCACCCCGCGUCAUCGCCGCCGCCGCCCUGUACGCCGCAGCCCGCCAUUGCAAAGUCGCGUUCCCUGAUGAUGCCGAAGGCCGACCCUGGUGGGAGCAGAUCGACGUCCGUCUCGAUGAUCUCAUCCGCGCCUGCACCUUCAUCGUCAAGAUCUACGAGCGCGUUCAGCAAAGCCUCAGCAAGGGCUACCCUGAAUUCGCAAUUUCGGACUCAACUUCCUGCCCCAACGACCCAACCCGCAUCUUCGACACCGAUCCCACAAAAUCAGCCUCAGAGCAACAACAAUCCACAUCCACCCUUCCAAACCUCACCGUCACCUCCGACACCACAGCUACAAAUGGCCGCAAACGCUCGCGCGAACCCGAAUCCCACCCUUACACACAACCACAACAAAACCCAUCUUCCCCACAAAACAAACCCCCUUCAACAACCCUCAAUGGAAACGGCGAGCGCGAAUGCGAACGAUCCCCCAAACGCCAGAGAACCAUAACCCCCUCCCGCGAAGCAAUCCCACCCACCGACCAAAAAACAAACCAUCCAGUCCCCUCCCGCUCACGCAUCCCCGCAGCCGCAUCAUCCCAAACAAAAGCAACGCCUCAAUUCGACUCCCUAUCGAUCGCGGAGAAGUCAGCGUCGGGGUCAGACGCACAGCCCCCUUCGAAAGAAUCCAGCAUCGAAGAAGGCGAACUCCGUGACAAACAGCAACAUGUCGUUCCAGUUGCGCUUCCUCCGCGUCCUGUUUCUUCGUCCACGGCAGAUGUGGAUUAUAGGAGUAAACUAGAUUCCAGGGAAGAGGGCGAGGCUGAUGAUGAUGAACGUGCUGGGAGUGAAGAAGGCGAAAUUUAA
Molecule: messenger RNA, 1494 nt
Organism: Penicillium vulpinum
Lineage: Eukaryota; Fungi; Ascomycota; Eurotiomycetes; Eurotiales; Aspergillaceae
Exons: 1
Coding region: 1-1494 (497 amino acids)
Biological process (GO): positive regulation of DNA-templated transcription, elongation; regulation of transcription by RNA polymerase II
Cellular component (GO): nucleus; cyclin/CDK positive transcription elongation factor complex
Molecular function (GO): cyclin-dependent protein serine/threonine kinase activator activity
Source: RefSeq, a predicted model, not a curated record